This is a messenger RNA of Aspergillus bombycis, 918 nucleotides long. RefSeq lists its product as uncharacterized. The record is from RefSeq and is a predicted model, not a curated record. Lineage: Eukaryota; Fungi; Ascomycota; Eurotiomycetes; Eurotiales; Aspergillaceae. The transcript has 2 exons. The coding region runs from base 1 to 918 and encodes 305 amino acids.
AUGGAAAUACCUGCUGAGGAAAUGCCAGAAGGAUGGACCAACGACCCUGCAAUGCUCGAGUUAUAUUCUCAUCCUCGUGGCUCGAUAGCCAGUAUCGCCCAAUGGUUUGGACUCGGAGAUAUCGAACUGCUCAUGAUGGGAACCCCAGAAUCUGGGAAUAUGCAGUUUAUGAUCAAGUCAGGACAUGGUUACUACUGGGGGAACCUGAUGAUAGAUGAUAUCUUUGAGAUCAGAAAGCCGAAGACCUUCCCGGAGAUUCUGCAUGCUCUUGCCACAGAGGGGCAUUGUGGAUUGAAGUAUAAGAAAGUGGAUGAAAUACCAGAAGGAUGGACCAACGACCCUAUUAUGCUUGAGGAUCAUUCUCACCCUAGUUCCUCAAUAACCAGUAUCGCCCAAUGGUAUGGACUGGGGAAUAUAAAAGUUGUAUUGAUGGGAACACCAGAAUCCGGGGAUAUGAAAUUUAUACUCAUGUCAGGAGGUCGUUACUACAGGGGGAAUCUGAUGACCGACGAUAUCUUUGAGAUUACUAAGCCUAAGACCUUCCCGGCAAUUCUGCAUACUCUUGCCAGAAAGGGGAAUUGUGGACUGCAGUGUAGGAAAGUGGACAAAAUACCAGAAGGCUGGACCAACGACCCUGCAAUUCUUAGGAGAUAUUCUCGCCCUGGUUCCUCAAUAAUCAGUAUCGCCCAAAGGCAUGGGCUGGGGAAUGUCGAAGUUGUAUUGAUGGGAACACCAGAAUCCGGAGAUAUACAGUAUAUAAUCAAGUCAGGACAUGGCCACUACUGGGGGAAUCUGAUGAUCGACGAUAUCUUUGAGAUCACAAAGCCGAAGACCUUCUCGGCAAUUCUGCAUACUCUUUACAGAAGGGGGGAUUGGGCUUUGACGUAUAAGAAAGUCAAGCAGGUGGAGGAUAUCUGA